GGCAUAAGAGAGAACACAAAUCAGGUGCGCACCGUAAAAGAAAUAAAAAUCGUAAAAUGGAGGAGCAGUCGGAUGAUGAGAACUUUGAGCCAAAGACAAAGAAGAUCAAGCGUGAUUGGCUCAACAGUUAUUGCUAUUCAAACAAGGCCAUGGGCAUGAUGAAGAAAAUGGGCUACGAGGAUGACAAGGGUCUGGGUAAGAGCAACCAGGGUCGUCUCGAGCCCGUCAUUGCCGUGCAGCAGGAUGGGCGACGUGGUUUUGGCCUCAAGCUGGAUACCGUCCCUUGGUCAGAGGGAAAAUGGGAUCCGAGUCUGCAGGACGUGGAAAUACCAGAGCCGCUGAUUUGGCUUCCGCAGGAGGGCGACAAUUGUGGCGCCUACACGCUGCAGCAGCUGAUGAUGCACAUGGUGACCGGGCCGCGCAAGCUCACCAUCGACGACGAGACCCAAUUCUGUGAUCCCGAGAUCUUGGAGCACAUACUCAGUGCAAAGCGGGUCUUUGACAGCUUGAACGAUACGGAGAAGCGUCGGGCACGCUCUCGCAGCAAUCCGUUCGAGACGAUUCGCUGCUCCAUCUUUCUGAACCGUGCCGCUGUCAAGAUGGCCAACAUAGACUCCAUAUGCGAUCACAUGUUCACCAAUCCGCGGGACGAGAACGGCCACUCGUUAAUCGGUCCGAAUGAGCUGCUCUACUUUGCGGACAUGUGCGCGGGACCUGGCGGCUUCUCCGAGUACGUGCUCUACCGCAAGUCGUGGGAGGCGCGCGGCUUUGGGUUCACACUGCGCGGCUCAAAUGACUUCAAGCUGGACAAGUUCUUCGCCGGCUCGCCGGAGUCGUUCGACACAUUCUACGGCGAAAAGGACGACGGCGACAUAUUCGACAUAGCCAAUCAGAAUUCCCUGAACGAUUACAUACGCAAGCACACGCCGCAAGGCGUCCACAUUGCCAUGGCCGACGGCGGCUUCUCGGUGGAGGGGCAGGAGAACAUCCAGGAGAUCCUCUCCAAGCAACUGUAUCUCUGCCAGUUCAAUACGGCCCUGAAGAUCUUGCGCGUCGGCGGCAGCUUUGUGUGCAAGCUGUUCGAUCUGUUCACGCCAUUCAGCGUCGGCCUCGUCUACCUGAUGUACAAGUGCUUCAAGUAUAUGGCCAUUGUCAAGCCGAACAGCAGCCGUCCGGCCAACUCGGAGCGCUACAUCAUAUGCAAGUACAAGCUGCCGGAUACGGAAGCCAUCAUUAGUUACCUGGACCAUGUGAAUCAGCUGCUGAAUGUGGCGAACGCGCAGAAGAACAAGGAGGAUAUUGUGGACGUGCUUGAGCUGUUCAAUCACGACGAGAUGAUGCAGGACGUGCGCUUCAUGCAGUACAUGAUUGAAUCGAACGAUACCAUCGGGAGGAAGCAGAUCAUCGGGCUGCGCAAGUUCGCGGCAUUUGCACUGAACCCGGACCUGAAGGAGCCGCGUCAGUCGGAGGUGCGCCAGCAGUGCCUCAAGUGCUGGGGACUGCCCGACAAGCUGCGCCAGGCGCCGGAGGUGAAGUCGACGGAGCGCCUGCUCGAGGAGCUGCUCUGCGACUGGGCCGCCGAUCGCAAGUGGAUGGGCGUACCAGCCAAGGAGCAGACAUCCGUGUUUCAGCUGCAGAACGAGAUCCUGAACGUAAACGACUGGCACUUCGUGCCCAUUGGACGCGGCGAGAACAACACCAACGGCUGCACCCUCUUUCUGUGCAAGUCGCGCGGCAAUCUGUGGCGCCACACGGACCACCGCAAGUGGGAACAGGUGGAGUCCACCUUCAAUAUCCAGCCGCGCUCCAUAUUCUUCGGCGAGAUCGCGUUCGAGUUCAGCGGUGAGGCGCGCACCUCGCAGAGCGUCUCGGCGCUCCACAUCAUGGAUGCCAUCUGCUUGGGCGGCAUCGAUGUACGCCGGCGUCCGUUCCUCGAGCGCUACAGCAUGUGCGAGAAGUUUGCGCGCAGCAUGAACAAGCCGUACAAAAAGGAUCAGACGUGCGGCACCAUCCGUUGCAAGCCGCUCUUCCGGCUCCAGGACAUGAAUAAAUUCUUCGGCCAGAUGCGUCCGUACACGCUCAAGGACAACUCGCAGCGCCUGGGCCUCAUGUUCGAAGAUCGCAAGUUCUUCGUGCCCGGCGGCAUCAUCCUCUCCUGCGAGAUGACGUCCAACUUUGUGACCGCCCAUUCGCGGUCUGCGCAUCAGAUAUACUACUUCAAUACCGUAAAGAACGUGUCCCUGUUCAAGCAUCAGAUCGAUCCUGUGCACUUCAAUGAGGUAUUUGCGUCGUUCCGCCACAACUACACGAGACGCAAAUUGUGGAAGUGGACGAGCAUAUUGCAGGUGGACGCAUUCGCCUCCGAAGAGCGUCCAACGAUUCUGUAUCGCAGUGAUUUCGAGAAGUUUAUCCGUAACAAGCUAAUGCCCAUCCAGCAAAAUCCCAAUCCCAAUGCUAAUUCCAAUCCAAAUACCAAUACCAAUCCCAAUACCAAUCCCAAUCCCAAUCAGAAUCAUAAUCAACUAAGAAACUGAGCUCGGAUUUCGUCA
Messenger RNA from Drosophila navojoa, 2549 nucleotides. It is a transcript of the gene Cmtr1, whose product is annotated as Cap methyltransferase 1. Gene Ontology annotation, molecular function: methyltransferase cap1 activity; nucleic acid binding. Gene Ontology annotation, cellular component: cytoplasm; nucleus. The record is from RefSeq and is a predicted model, not a curated record. Lineage: Eukaryota; Metazoa; Arthropoda; Insecta; Diptera; Drosophilidae. Gene Ontology annotation, biological process: 7-methylguanosine mRNA capping; methylation.